Messenger RNA from Mycena indigotica, 957 nucleotides. RefSeq lists its product as uncharacterized. The coding region runs from base 1 to 957 and encodes 318 amino acids. Lineage: Eukaryota; Fungi; Basidiomycota; Agaricomycetes; Agaricales; Mycenaceae. The transcript is spliced from 3 exons. The record is from RefSeq and is a predicted model, not a curated record.
AUGUCUCCCAGAACAGAUGAGAAACGACGCGGUUGGUCUCUGUGUGCUGUUGUAGCUGUAUUUGCCUGUGUCAAACGCUUCCCAUUGGACUUUACCCUCCCGACGCUCCCAGCUGCGCUCGAAUCCGCGUUCACCAUCACCGAAGCAGUACUCAUAGAGGUCGGCUUUCGCCCGCUGCUCCUUGUGGUGGCCAGCCAUAUUGGGUUCAUGCUAUUCGUGAAAGUCGGUGCUCACAUGUGGAGUCGGCGCCACCCCGCUCGACCUGAGGGAACGCUCAUCUACCUCGCCGUCAUUGUCCUGCCCAUUGCCUUCAACUUCAUCGCUCCCCGCCUCAACAAGAUACCUUGGUUGAUAUACCAACUCGCAUCGGCAAUGGGAGCCUUUCCCACAGUAAACGAGCUCCGCGAGCACCUGAUACGACUGGACUGCUACGCUGCAGAUUCAUGGGCCAGCGAAGCAUACCAUCAACCGAUGAUUAUGGCACCAAUCAUUCUGCAUUCUGUGACACUUUUCGUCUCCUACGGGCUAGUCAAGCUGGUUCUCAUUGGCCAAUGUCUCCGAAAACAGCUUCUUUAUUGCCCACUGCUUUUCACCUUGUAUUGUGUAUGUUUCACAUUCAUCUGGGCUGCCGAUUUUGCGUUGUUGCUCGGACUUCUCCUCUGGGGUGCCCUACCAAGGCGAAGAUCCAUUUUCCUCCGCGCUAUCAUCUCCGCAUCCGCACGCAAGCAGGCUACAAAAAUUUGGGAGUCAAUAAUAGGAAAUCUCGAGGCAUUCCAACUGACUCAGCGUAUCGAGUUUGACCACUUGUUGUCAGAACGCCGAGCCGCGUUCAUCGCUGGCUUCAAGCAGUCAUAUCUCGGAUGGGAGGAGUUGACUGUGGCCUGCCGCCUGCUCGUCGUUCUGCCAGCCGCAUUCUUCUAUAUCCGAUUUGGCGUGGGCCAGUUAACACGAUCUUAG